AUGGCAAGAGCUUCGAGCUCUGGACCCUUGUCUUCCACCACCACAUCCGCCUUCAGAACCACAAUAAGCCCCUCUUCAGGAACAGAGCAGACACCAGCAGCAACAGUCACAGCAGCCUCCUCGUCACGCAUGCCUCUUCCUGCAGCCACGUCUACCACCUCGACAUCAUCCCCCUCCUCGUCGUCAUUCAGACGCAUGGUCAACAAUCUCCGCUCCACCCCCUCGUCGCCCUCGUCGAGCUCCUUCCAUCACGCAUCCUCGUCCAGCUCGUCCUCCAUCACCGCCAGGAAUGCCUCGCUGGACUUGCCCGAGAGACGGUCCAUGCGCAAGAGCUUGGACCGAUCUCGCCUGCAAGCGACUGCAUCUGCUGCAGCCUUUCUAGGCUUUCCCUCUUCCACUCAAAAUGCUCCCAUUCCUACAUCAUCAACCUCUUCGCUGGCAUACAAUCUUACAUCUCGCGACUUGGAGCCUACGCAUGCACAUUCACCCAGCAACGACCUGAUCCCCUCCCUUCGGCAGCACACAUUGCAUGAUACCCCGUCCCGUGUCCAGGAACCGCUGCCAACCUCCUCUUUCCCCUCCUCCUCUUCGUCCUUCCGCAUAUCUAGCCGCAAAUCACCAUCUCAUUCCACCGCCGCCCCAUCAGCGACCACCUUCGCCCCCACCUCUUCCUCCUCCUCUUCCUCCUCAUCCUUCCUCCAGCGUCACAAAUCUUCUGCCUCCGUAUCCACCGAUACAUUCUCCUUUGAUGCGGCGUCCUCCACCCUACUCACAUACUCUUCGUCGUCCAACAUGAGGUCAAGCACAGCUUCGUUGGCCCCAGUCGCUCUCACCCCCGCAUUCUCCACGCAUCGUAAUCCGGGUCUCUCGAGGCUGCGAUCAGGCUCCGUAUCAAGCUAUGCUGCUUCUCGUAAAAGCAUUGCCGGCGACGCCCAAGUCUCGAUUGGCGUUCACAUCUGGUGGCCAUCCACCAUAAAGACUUCCUCCUCCACCUUGGCACGAGCGCCUCUCUUUCGCGAUGCCGCUAACGUCAAACAGAAGCUCUCCAAGCGUCCUGGAUCUUCCCAGUCUCGGGCAGCAGAGCCCGCCCACGAUGCCAUGUUUGGCUUCCGAAAUCACGGCCCAUCCUGGCUCAGAGAGAAACCAAGCAAGGGUCGUCUCAACGCGCCCACCGCCUCCAUCGGCCCGCAAGGCCAGUGGAAGCGCGCCACUCUCCUCUUCCGCGACGCUGGCAGCCUCUCGAUCCUCGAUGAAACCAACGCGCUCUCCCACUCGCUCGACUGUGGCGCUCUCUACGUCUCCGACGUCCGAUUCGUCCACGACUCGCUCUUUGCUAGGCCCUAUGUGCUCAUGAUCCAGCCAAGGCAGUCGCGGGCCAGGACCGAGGUCUCGAUCACCACCCGCAAGCAGGAAGCCGCCUUGCUCCAAGAGCGUGCUCGCAGCUCGGAGCCCAUCUUUAUCGAAUGCAAAAGCGAACAGGAAGCUCACUACGUCAGAACGCUGCUUCAUAUCUACGUCAAGCCCGAAAUCUUUGGCUCGCCGGCCACCGUCGAUACCGGCGGCUCGCAUCGCUUCUUCCGACAGCUCGACAUCACCAUCUCGGACGCCCAAAGCAUCAUGCCCAAGUGGCCCGCAGACCUGGCCGACUCGGCUUCCGACUCGUCCGCGACGCCGUCCAUGUCGCCGCGACCACCCGCGCCCAUGCCUCCACCGCUUCCUGCUUCGCCUACAAGCGCCACGGUGCUCGAACUUCCUCGCUCCCUCUCUCACCAGCUCGCUUCCUUGCGCUCCGAGGACCAGGAGGACUCCCCGGGGUCCGAGCCACUCACCGACGACACUCUCUCCGGAUCCUCGCGCGCAGGCUCGCGUCCUAGCUCGCGUCAACGCCACCACAACGCCUCCACCAGCAGCUUGCGUGCCUCACGAGAUCCCGAGAAGCAAAGUCGGAGUCCAGCUGCUUCGCGACCCACGUCCCGCUACGACGCCUCGUUCCAAAAGGGCAUCGAUGCGGCGAGCUCGAGCAGCGUGCACAUCUCGGGGCCGCUCAGCGGCGACUCGGGCGCCAGCCGCUUCGAUCGCAACCCUGCCCCUUCGCUCGACGAAACCGCUCCCAGCCUCCAAACCAGCGUGGCGGGCGGCUCGGGUCGAGGCGCAACGUCGCGAGCAGCAGCAGCAUUGCGGCGGGAAGACAAGGAUCGCUUUGAAAAGACCCGAUUCGAAAGGUACUGCCGCAUCCGGCUCGACGGCGACCUGGUUGCACGAACUAGUCUGGCUCACUCCAGCGGCAAUGCGUUCGCUGUCGACAAAUUUCAGCUCAAGGACGUGGGCGAUGUCAAGUCUCUUUUCAUCGAGGUGCUGCAUCCGACCUUGAGGACGAGCAGCGCCUUGUCUGGCACGCCGGCCCAUUCCAGCACCAAAUUCAUGAUGCUCGGCAUCGUCGAGAUCCCUAUCGAGACCUUGCGCAGGAAUGAAGAGAUCGAAGGUCGUUUCCCGAUCUGGUCCAUCUCGACUUUCUCCCAUUACACCGCAGCAAAUGAGGACGAUGGCAAAACGCCCACCGGCUUUCAUCGCGGCGUUGUGGGCGAGCUCAGCUUGUCCAUUCAUCUCCACGAGGGCGCCAUCCUGCCUCUCACCAUGUACGAGGAGGUCUACAACAGGCUCCAUGACGAGGAUGCGCAUCAGAUGCUGCGCCACCUUUUCACGUUGAUCAGCGACGACGUCGUUGUCUCGCACGUCGUCCGAAUCUGCGCCGCCUCCGGCACGAUUACUUCGCGCAUUUCGACGCUCAUCGAGGAAGAGAGCGUCAAUUGGGGCGAAAAGAUGGAGCCCGAGCUGCUCUUUCGCGCCAACACCUCGCUCUCUCGGUCUGUCGAUCAUUUCCAGCGCCUUCUCGCCCUCUCGUGGCUGGAAGCUUGCCUGGGCCCCACUGUGCGCAAGAUUUGCAACGACGCGCAGCCUCGCUCGGAUGCGGCCGCAUCGAGCAGCAGUAGCAGUACCACCGCUGGCCCGACAGCAGGCGGCGGAGGAGGAGGCGGCAGCGACGACGGCCCCUUCGAUUUCAGUACGUCGAUCCGUGCCGCUCCGACGCUGCCGGCCAAUGCGAUCGAUGCGAUCCCCGAUGGUCCGAUGACCGCCAAUUCUCUCCGCAAGCUGAGCGAGACCAUGUGGCAGAACAUCUACAGCCAGCGACACAGCUGUCCCGCAGAUCUGCGGACGGUCCUCCACCGCAUUCGUCGCAAGGUCAACGAAUGCUAUCGAGAUGCCAAGUCGACGCGACCGGGCAUUCAAGGUGUGGGUGCUUUCGUGUUCUUGCGCCUCUUUUGUGCCGCCCUCAAUGCACCUCAGCUGUAUGGCCUCACGCCUUCGCAGCCAGGCCGAGACGCGCAGCGCAAGCUGCUGCUGCUCAGCAAAGUCUUGCUUGCUCUCGCCUCCAAGAAGAACGCGUUCGACAGGGAGAAGGAUUGGGAAUUGAUCCCGCUCAACGACUUCCUCCGCACGUAUUCGUCGGCGUACGAUGACUACAUCAGCGUGGUCUCCACCGAGCCACCCACCCAAACGGCUGUCCAGCUGCUGGGCAUGCGCAUCGAAGGGGAUUCCGACCUGCAGGCGGCAGCGCAGCGCAAGCUUGGCUCGCUGUGUACACUGCAUCGCGAAGCCAUUCCUCGCGCCCCAUACAUGCUCGAUCAGCCGCAGGCGCUGGCGUCCUUUGUCGCUCUCGUCGCUGAUGCCGUCGAGGAACGCGAGCUGGCAGGCGUCACACAGCAGCCGAUCAGCACGAUCGACGCUUCGAGCACGGUUGACAGCAGGGAUGGCAGCGCGCAAACCGAGGCGGCGAAGAUCAAACAAAAGGCGGACGAGUUUAUUGCCAUCUGCUGCCGCAUCGAGGAAGCGGCGGGUAUGUGCAUCGAGCUGGCCGGCUACGAUCCGCGUCCGAUCCCGUUCGAACGUUUGCAGCGAUCCGCUCUGUCGAGUCUGCCGCGCUAUGGUCGAGGGCCUGACGACGCCACCCUGGGUCCGUCGCCGAGUCGGAUCGCACAAGGCGAUGCAGCGGUGCCUCUGUCUCCGAGGGACGCCUCGCUCGGAUCUUCUCCAGCUCGAUCGCGAAGCCGCAGAGCUACCGUCGGCGCUGCGCUCGCGCUUCCCAAGCUGGCCGCAACAAAAGAGUUUCAUCCCGAUGGCUCCUCGGAACAACCCGUUCCGGUACCGGUCUCGCCUAGGGAAGCUCGAGAGGAUCGCAGGAAGAGCGUUGGCACUCCCCGAUCCAAUCAGCACAGAGUUUCGCAGGUCGUCACCGACUCGCCCGAAUAUCGCGUUACCGCUGGUGCUGACCCGCUGGCGAGAAGAGAGAGCGAGGCGAACAAGAAGAGUAACGUGCAGCACGUCACUGCACAGUCUCUCGGCACGUCGGGUACAUUUGAUGUCGCCACCCCCUCUUCCUACCGCACCCGCUCUUCGAGGCUGAUAGAAGACGAGGAUGACCAUGGCAGCGACGUCGAGCUGCGAGAAGCGUAUCGCAAGCUGCGAGCCGAGGAAGAGGCUGGCGUCUCUACAUCGCAGCGUGUCGCCGCACCGGGUCUACCGGCCAUCUCGACGACGGAGGGGCCACUUCCUCGGUCGGCCGCCGCAGGCAACGGUAAAGCACAGCCAUCCAGAACGCCCGAAGCACUGGAUGCGCUGAUGGAAGCCGAGGACGGGUCAACCUUCGAACCCGUCUACGCGCCACGAACGCUGCCGAGGACGGUAGGCUCUCGCGCCUCGUUCUCGGGCAAGCUCAUACCGGUUCGGCGGCCAGCACUCGACCGACCAAGCGCACCAGAGCCAAACAGACGCCAUUCGUCCGAAGAACCAGAGGCACCACGCAACUUUUCGCUGCCGCGACCCUCGGCCGACCGAAACAGCGCUGCGAUUCGGGAGCGCGAGGAAAGCUCGGACGGGUUCGAGAUGGCCAUUGAAGAUGCGUAUGCUCAGACGAGGGCAACUCUGCCCCCUUCUGCAUCGAUGCCGGUCAACAUGACCGGGCUAGCUCCAGUCGGAGAUGGAAGGUACGGGAAGGAGUUCGGAAGUGGUACGGAUGGAGCGGGGAAGAAGAAGAAGUGGUGGAAGCCAUGA
Messenger RNA from Kalmanozyma brasiliensis GHG001, 5109 nucleotides. Its product is annotated as Ras GTPase-activating protein. Gene Ontology annotation, biological process: regulation of GTPase activity. The transcript has a single exon. The record is from RefSeq and is a predicted model, not a curated record. Bases 1 to 5109 code for a protein of 1702 amino acids. NCBI's taxonomy places the organism in Eukaryota, Fungi, Basidiomycota, Ustilaginomycetes, Ustilaginales.